AUGGAGAGGGAGAGUGGUGUUGUAGUAAAGGGUUCAAAAUUUAAGAGGAUUUGUGUGUUUUGUGGAAGUAGUCAAGGCAAGAAGAGUAGCUAUCAAGAUGCUGCUAUUGAGCUUGGCAAAGAAUUGGUGUCAAGGAAUAUUGAUUUGGUCUAUGGAGGAGGUAGCAUAGGCCUUAUGGGCUUGGUUUCACAAGCUGUUCAUGAUGGUGGUCGCCAUGUUAUUGGGGUUAUUCCCAAGACACUCAUGCCUAGAGAGUUAACUGGUGAAACAGUAGGAGAAGUGAAGGCUGUUGCAGGUAUGCAUCAAAGAAAAGCAGAGAUGGCUAAGCAUUCUGAUGCUUUUAUUGCCUUGCCAGGUGGUUAUGGAACUCUUGAGGAGUUGCUUGAAGUGAUAACCUGGGCGCAACUAGGCAUCCAUGAUAAGCCGGUAGGAUUGCUGAAUGUGGAUGGAUACUACAAUUCAUUAUUGUCAUUUAUCGACAAAGCUGUGGAGGAAGGUUUCAUCAGCCCAAAUGCACGCCACAUCAUUGUAUCAGCACCAUCGUCAAAGGAGCUAGUCAAGAAACUGGAGGAGUAUGUUCCUUCUCAUGAAGGAGUUGCUUCUAAGUUGAACUGGGAGACGGAACAACUUGGUUACCCUCAGGCACAAGAAAUUUCAAGAUGA
Solanum lycopersicum (tomato) is the source of this 663-nucleotide messenger RNA. It is a transcript of the gene LOG6, whose product is annotated as cytokinin riboside 5'-monophosphate phosphoribohydrolase LOG6. Gene Ontology annotation, molecular function: hydrolase activity, hydrolyzing N-glycosyl compounds. Lineage: Eukaryota; Viridiplantae; Streptophyta; Magnoliopsida; Solanales; Solanaceae. Gene Ontology annotation, biological process: cytokinin biosynthetic process. The record is from RefSeq and is marked provisional. Gene Ontology annotation, cellular component: cytosol.